Messenger RNA from Orbicella faveolata, 1612 nucleotides. RefSeq lists its product as uncharacterized. Lineage: Eukaryota; Metazoa; Cnidaria; Anthozoa; Scleractinia; Merulinidae. The record is from RefSeq and is a predicted model, not a curated record.
AUGUCCAGGAAGCUUGGUGAAGCCAUUGCAAGUGUGGGUCUUGUGAUCCCAAGAGCUAUCCAUGCUGACUUCAGCAUUGGCCUGUCACGCAAUCUUCCUCUCCUAUCUGGAUGUAUCUUACACACACUGAAUGGUAAAUCCAGUUUUGGUUUAAACCUGAGCGGAAUCAAGGACUAUUUGUCUUCUUCAGAUCAUUAUCCUUUAACUCUAGUUUUCAAACAACAUGGGCACGAAGAUGUGAAAGGAAGGAAAAAGUUAACAUAUCCAGUCCCUGAUGAUUUCUUUGGAGAAAUAACACCUUUAACACAAGAUGAAAUAGACCAUUAUACCAAGCUAGCACAGUCAUGGGUCAAAGGACUAUUAGAUGCAUCCACUUCUGAUGAGGGUUUUCAGUAUGUCUGCACCAAGAGUGAUGUUGAUAUUUACCAAGGAACAAGACCUGGGAGUCAGCUUCAUCUUAUUCGUGGCAAGGCUAGAGUGAAAUCAUCUAAAGAGGAGGCAAGAGCACUCAUGAUAGCGGCUACUACAGAAAGUUUCCGUCGUCUCUUCCACAUGAUAGAUGUUCACUUUCAGGACGGUUUAGUACUUCAUCAGUUUCCUGCUGGCUAUAAAGUUCCUGAGGUACCCUUCUAUUCCAUAAAGUGGGCUGUAAUGGGGUCACCGGGACCUGUUUGGGAAAGAGAUGUGUGUUGGCUGGAAUAUGGAGACAUAUUCACUGAUGAAGCAGGCAAUGAAGUUGGAUUUGGAGUGGGAUCUUCGAUUACCAGACCAGAGUGUCCCACUCUAGAGAAUUACAAACUUAUCAGAGCUGAAAUAUUGCACACUGGAUAUGUUUUUAAGCAUUGUGUUGAUGACCCAGGAUACAUGGAUGUAAUCUAUGUUAUUCAAGCUGAUCCUAAAGGUUGGAUUCCGAAGUGGGCUGUCAACAUGUUUGCUUGGCAGCAAGCACUGAAUGUUGCACGGAUAAGAAAGAUCAUAGAGGGAACUCUAGAAGCCAAGCAAAGAAUGGCACAUCAUGACAGACAUGGUGCUGAAGUGCGAGGAGUAUUGAUACCCCAUGGUCAAACCCACACUGUCCACAUGAAAGUGACACAACCCAUCUCUCAGAUUACAUUUGGAUUUUGUUCCAAUCAUUAUGACAUUGGCUGUUAUGUGUCAGGCUUACCAACAGAAAGUGAGUGGAGCAAAAGUAAAAGAUAUAGCGCCCAUGUUACACCAGUAAACGGAAUGGUGCUGGCAGCAGAUGCAGGAGAAUAUUGUUUGGUGUUUGAUAACUCUUACAGUUGGUUCAAAUCCAAACAGAUUUAUUACUGGUACCAUGUGGCUUGUGGUGACAAAUCAACAUGCUCAUAACAUGUUCAGUUUCAAGACAACAGGCAUUUUAUGUAGUUUCUUCUGUCCCUUGCAUACUUGACAGAUUGAGUGUUGGCUGCAUGUAAUUAUUAGAUAGGCUGGCAUUUAUUAUAAAUUAUUUAAAUUUAUUAUUUGUUAUUACCAUAGCAUACUCAAAGUAUACUUCUAAGUCAUGGGAGGAAAAAUUGCUGUAGAUGAUAAUUUUAAAACAAAAUUCUCAAAAUUAGGAAAUUAGAAAUUAGGUCUUUUUCGAUUUUUA